Messenger RNA from Pseudovirgaria hyperparasitica, 3426 nucleotides. RefSeq lists its product as uncharacterized. Gene Ontology annotation, biological process: negative regulation of transcription by RNA polymerase II. The record is from RefSeq and is a predicted model, not a curated record. Gene Ontology annotation, cellular component: nucleus. Gene Ontology annotation, molecular function: DNA-binding transcription factor activity, RNA polymerase II-specific; zinc ion binding; RNA polymerase II transcription regulatory region sequence-specific DNA binding. The transcript has 3 exons. Lineage: Eukaryota; Fungi; Ascomycota; Dothideomycetes; Acrospermales; Acrospermaceae. The coding region runs from base 1 to 3426 and encodes 1141 amino acids.
AUGUCUACUACUGGCCCAGAAUCGCUACCGGCGGGCCCUGCGGACAGUACCCGAAGACGGGCGAGAAAUCGUCAAAGGCCAAGUCGCACCAUUCCAGAUGCCCAGGAUCAAGGAGAGGACACAAACGUAGCGCGACAAGUUCAAAGUCGUGGGAGAGAUGGCGUACGAGGACGGCCAGGCAGAGGCGCCCACACAACUUUGAGACCAAUGAGCGUUCCACCCGUUCCGGAAAGCCAACAUACAAGCCCGAAUAUCUCCAACAAUGAAACGCGAACGCCGCGGCAGUCAGGUCCGCGUCGUCGCGGCGGUGGUCGUGGUGGUCGUGCUCACAAUGUGAAUACUUCUCAGACCUUUCAAGGAAGGCGAUUCGGUGGUCAAUUGACAGAAGCGAAUAGCAGUAUUGAAGCGUCGGCCGACACAAGUCUAUCGGCCAAUGCAACAGCUUUCGUUCCUGGUCAACCACAUGAAUCUCGUCCAAUUCCUCCGGCUGCAGUCCCUCCACACAAUCUUCCCCGUAAACGAAAAGCUUCGAAAUCUACGGCGCCAGACAUAGCUACCAGGAUCCACGAGGACAUCGAGAACCACCAGUACGAAUGCGCUAUAUGCACCAAUGAAAUCCUUCCAAACUCGAAAGCUUGGUCAUGUAGGACAUGCUGGACGGUCUUCCAUCUGAGUUGCAUCAAGAAAUGGUCAAGUAGAGAAGGCUCAGCAGUCUCACAGCAGCCACCUGGUCAAAACGGCGAGCUACCUCCGCCUAGACAAUGGCGAUGUCCUGGUUGCAACCUACCAAAGGACGAUGCUCCGAAGGCAUUUACUUGUUGGUGCGAAAAAGAAAUUGACCCUAAACCUCUCGCUGGUCUUCCCCCUUUCUCUUGUGGGCAGACUUGCGCCCGGGAUCAUCUCAUACCUAAGAAGUGCCCCCAUCCAUGCCCAUUGAGUUGUCAUGCGGGUCCUUGUCCACCAUGUACACAUACCGGGCCCACUCAAGAGUGCUUCUGCGGUAAGCAAUCCGCCACACGGCGAUGUGUCGACACGAAUUACGAGUCUGGAUGGAGUUGUCAGCAACUGUGUGGGAAGUCUAUGUCGUGUCGCGAGCAUGUGUGCCCCCGCAAAUGCCACGAAGGUCCUUGUGGUUCGUGUGAGAUCAAAAUUCCUGCGCGGUGCUAUUGUGGUAGAUCAGAAAAGGCGAUACUGUGCAUGAAUCAGGGCCAGCCCAAGCCAAGCCAAUCAGCAGAAGAAAAUUGGGUUGGCACUUUUGAUUGCGCCAGCGAGUGCAAGCGUCUCCUUGAUUGCGGUAUCCAUCGAUGUACUAAAGGAUGUCACCCCCAAGAUGCAGAUGCCUCCCACUGUCCUCGUUCACCUGAUAAUGUUGAUCAUUGUCCAUGUGGAAAGACAAAGCUCGCGGAUCUCAGUACAGCACUUCGUCAAAACUGUGAAGAUCCAAUACCGAAUUGCAAUGAACCCUGCCAUACAACGUUGGCAUGCGGCCAUACUUGUGAACAGACAUGCCACGGUGGGGAAUGCAGUCCUUGUAUGAGACGUGUCUCGAUCAAAUGUCGUUGCGGCCGAGUCGAGGCAGCAACGGUGUGCCAUCAAGGCUCGUAUUCACAGCCCCAAUGCAGACGGAAAUGCAAAGCAUUGCUCAACUGCAAACGUCACGAAUGCGGAGAACAUUGCUGCCCAGGCGAACAGAAAGCAGCGGUACGGACGAAGAAGAAACUAAGACCCCUGAAUACAGCGCCGCGGCCAAUGGACAACGACUUUGAAGCCGAACACAUUUGUACACGCUCCUGUGGACGACCGCUUGGCUGUGGUCUUCACAAUUGUCAGGAGCUAUGCCACUCUGGACGAUGUGGUAGUUGCCCUGAAGCAAUUUUCCACGAUGUUGCCUGUCAUUGCGGUCGUACUGUUCUUCAGCCGCCUCUUCCUUGUGGUACCAAGGUUCCAGCCUGUCGUUUUGAAUGUACGAGAGUGAAAAGCUGUGGACAUCCGCAAGUUUCCCACAGCUGCCAUACAAACGACGAGGCAUGUCCCAAAUGUCCGUUUCUAACAAACAAGACUUGUUCUUGCGGCAGAAACGUUCUAAAAAAUCAACCAUGCUUUCUGCCUGAGGUGAGAUGUACUGAAGAGUGCGGACGAAAACUGAAAUGUGGAUCCCACAGUUGUCGCAAAAUAUGCCACAAACCUGGAGAUUGCGAGGAUUCAACAUCCGGGUGCCAGCAGAAGUGUGGAAAGGAAAAGUCCUGUGGCCAUCCUUGCUCAGAAUUAUGUCACUCUCCGUAUGAGUGCAAAGAAGAGAAGCCAUGCGACUCAAAGAUUCUGAUUACAUGCCCUUGUAUGCAGCUAAAAAAAGAGACCCGAUGCAAUGCGACAAAGACGAAUGGGGGAAAUAAUAAGAAAGAAUUGGAUUGCAACGAUGAGUGCGCUCGGUUAGAACGAAAUCGCAAACUCGCUGCAGCUCUCAACAUCGACCCUGAGACGCACUCUGACGAUCAUGUGCCAUAUUCCUCGGAUACCCUCAACAUGUAUCUAGCCAAUUCCAUAUGGGCUUAUGCUCAAGAGAAAGAGUUCCGCAUGUUUGCUGCAGAUGCGGAGGCGAGGCGACUGCGGUUCAAGCCAAUGCAAGCGCCACAGAGAGCUUUCAUUCACUGUUUGGCUGAAGACUUUGGUCUUGAUUCUGAAAGUAUGGAUCCGGAGCCGCACCGGCAUGUUCUGAUAUUCAAAACGCCACGCUUCAUCAUGGCCCCUAUGAAGACGCUGGCGGAGAGUGCGAGGAUUAGACAACGUCAACGAAGCACCGUCAGUACUGCUGCAAAGAUUAUUGCCCAACCUGCUGCUCCCAUUAUCCGACAGAAUGCUAGCAAUACGGUUGAUGAACCGUAUAACGGCUUUGUCCUGACCAAUGCUCGCUUUGCGCUAACAGCCGAGGAGCUACGAUCUGCGCUCAAGACCGUCAUGGACCCGAAGUCUGGUGUAAUCUUCGAUAUAACUUUUCUACCCAACGAGGAUGUUGUACUAAAAGCAGCUUCUCGGACGUUGAUAGAGCAUGAUUUAGAAGUUUACCUCAGGUCCGUUAAGCCCGGAGUCGCACGCACAGUUUCCAAUCAGAGACUGGGCAGCAUCGAGCUUUGCCGCCUGGAUCCCUCGUCUAAUAUCACCCGACGCGAGUCAGACAUAACAAGCAAUGGUGGCUGGAGUCAAGUAGCAGCCAAGGCAAAUUCUACGGGCCGAUUUGUGCGACAGGUGCCAGUCAUUGGAUCUGCCAGUUCCUUUACUGUUCUUAGCCUUUCGUCGAGAAAUAAGAAGCUACCAGUAUCCAAGAGAGAGGAGAGUAUCGUAGAUGACUGGGAGGCUGCGGAGUCGCUGGAGGAGGAGAAGGAGAAAGUGUCUGCUAGCGCUUGUACGACAGAGGAAGAAGUGAGGUGA